AUUUACUCCGUCAACAUGGAGGGUCGUAGCUAUUACGUUACCGCAAACUUCUCAUUUAGUAGUAAUGUAUCAAAACUUAGACAAACUUCCUGGUUUGUCUGCAGAGGACACCGACUCCACCAAUGGUUCAGUGUGAGCUUGAAACGCAGCCUCGAUGAAUACAGCUUGAGGCACAUGAGCAGCUUGAUGGGCGGCAGUAGACAGAAAGCAGCGGAUAAUGGAGAGCAGAGUCUCAUUGGGCCUCCGUCUGGGGACUCCACUGCCACUGGCGGGGAUCUCCUGGACCAAGAUGCCUCCACUCCGGGGUUCCUCUAUGUGUUGGCGUUUUUCUCUGCCCUGGGAGGAUUUCUCUUUGGCUAUGACACCGGGGUGGUGUCCGGAGCUAUGCUGCUCCUGAAGAAGGAGAUGAACCUGAAUAACCUGUGGCAGGAGGUCCUGGUUUCCAGUACUGUUGGAGCUGCUGCACUGUCUUCCCUGGGUGGAGGCUCGUUGAAUGGGUGGCUGGGGCGCAGGAUCUGCAUCCUUUUGGCCAGUUUAAUCUUCAGCAUCGGCGGCAUCAUCUUGAGCAUUGCCCCCGACAAGGUGGUGCUUCUCGUGGGCAGGAUCACAGUUGGUUUGGGCAUAGGCAUUGCCUCUAUGACUGUUCCUGUAUAUAUUGCUGAAGUUUCCCCCCCUCAUCAGAGAGGUCAGCUGGUCACUAUCAACUCCCUCUUCAUCACUGGUGGCCAGUUCAUUGCCAGUGUGAUCGAUGGAGCUUUCAGCUACAUGAAACACGAUGGCUGGAGGUACAUGCUGGGUUUGUCUGUCGUCCCGGCCGGGCUGCAGUUUGUUGGCUUCUUUUUCCUGCCGGAGAGCCCCCGCUGGCUUCUCCAAAAGGGCCGGAGCCAAGAGGCUCGUCAAGUUCUCAGCCGGAUCAGAGGAGGCCGGAAUGUUGACGCAGAGUACGAAACCAUCAAGACCAGCAUUGACGAAGAGGAGAAGGAGGCUGGUGGAGGAGGUCUUGUUAUUUUGCGAAUCUUCCGUCACGGACCGACUCGCAGGGCUCUCGCCGUUGGCUGCGGCCUGCAGAUGUUUCAGCAGCUGUCUGGGAUAAACACUGUCAUGUACUACAGCGCAACCAUCCUGCAGAUGGCAGGCGUGCGGGAUGUUAAACAGGCAAUCUGGUUGGCUGCAGCAACCUCUGCUACCAACUUUGUGUUCACGCUGGUUGGAGUUUGGCUUGUGGACAGAGUGGGCCGCAGGAAGCUGACCAUCGGAAGUCUUUUAGGUACUGGUUUGAGUCUGACUUUGCUGGCAGUCGGUUUCUUGCUCUCUGCUCAGAAUUCUCCACCCGUCACCCUGCAUCCUUUGGACUCCCAGAACUCAACCUGCAAACUAUACGGGUCCUGUGAAGGCUGCAUGUUGAAUCCGGAUUGUGGAUUUUGUUAUCGCGAAAACGGCACCGGCGUGUACAACUCCUCCUGCGUUCCUGUCAGUCAAGCGUCAACAGAUCACGCCGCCUGGGGAAGGUGUUCCAACCAGACAGAGACAACUGACAGGCCCCUGUGGGCCUACAACUACUGUCCAACAUCCUACUCCUGGAUCGUCCUGCUGGGCCUCAUCCUCUACCUUGCAUUCUUUGCCCCAGGUAUGGGCCCCAUGCCUUGGACUGUAAACUCGGAGAUCUACCCACUGUGGGCCCGCAGCACCGGCAACGCCUGUUCAUCCGGGGUCAACUGGAUCUUCAACGUCCUGGUGUCUCUGACCUUCCUUCACGUCGCCGAGUUUCUGACUUACUAUGGGGCCUUCUUCAUGUACACGGGCCUGGUGGUGUUGGGUCUCCUCUUUGUUCUGGGCUGCCUCCCCGAAACUCGGGGCCUGCAGCUGGAGGACAUCGAGAACCUGUUCUCCGGUCAGCUCUGCUCCUGUGGAGCCUCCUCCCCCAGCGACAGUCGCCACGUCCAGUACAUCCGGGUAAAAGGCAGCAACUACCUCCUCUCUGAGAGCGAUGCCUCAGAUGUAGAGUAGACUGGGAACGUUUGCUCCCUCCACUCUGUCUUUUGGUUUACUAAGGUGGGGAGGAAAGAAGUUUCACGUUUCCUUCUGGUGGCUGCGAUCCGACACGAGCAAAAUGAGGCUCGAGCUCUCCAGUGAUUGGUUAUAAGUGGAAUUUUCCCCACGUCAAUCAUCUCCGGGUUUUUUUCUAUCUUUAUCUCAGCUGGGAGUUGGUCUUCUUCUCUUUUUCCCACCAUUCCUUCCAUCAUCAAGAGAGGAAAAUCAGAUCAAGACUUUCUGUGUCUUUGAAUAAUUAUUUUUGUUUUCUCCGCACUUACAAACAAAAAGGUUUUUUCAGUGGGUUCAGGAACCUUCUUGCUGACUCAGCAUUUCCUCUGCCUUUCUGUGACAUCAUGACGACUUAAUCUCCAAAUUGAACUCUUUGCAUGAUUUCAGUCGCAGUGAGACUUCAAACUAUCUGGCACACCAGCAAGAAUGUGUUUGUGUGCGAGCCUUAAUGAUCUGCACUUUUACAUUUUAGAUCCCCAACAUGGAGCAGAAAGAAUUCCAAACAUUGAGCGUUGAUUUUAUUUGGCUUAUUUAGACAUAUCUGUACGUUAGCUCUCUCCAGAACACAUUCCUGUUAAAAGCCACUAACAUGGUUUAAUCUUUGAGUCUGUGCUGGUGGGGAACAAAACAAUGGAUGGGUUGCUGCUAUUGUACUGCACAGUGGGGGAGAUUGCACUUUAAAAAUAAAAAAAGGUGUCUUUUUGGAUGAUUUUUAUACGUCAGAUUGCUAGAGCAAAUCUUCAAUUUUCUAGCAAGGGUCGGAAUCCAGCCAUUCGCACUACGGAGCGGUGGGGUCAGACAGUGCCAUAGCCUAUAUCACUGUAAGUACGACGUCCAGGUGCCAAGUGUGCUAGUGACUUUUCUGCUAUGCUGCAACUAAACUAAAUAUUCAUUUAUUUUUUUUAAAUGUUCAAUAUCAUGUCCUUGUUUCCACAGCUCAGCUAAAGGUGAGCAAGUAGCCCCGAAGAACUUUGUACAGAACGUCCUGUUUGCACUGUCACACUUUGAUAUUUGCCUGAAGGUUAUCUGAUGCAGUCUUGUCUGUAUGACAGUACAAGCCGGACAUUUCCGUUUCUGUGCAAAUGACAAAAUGUUCUUUUUAAACAUUUUAUUGAAGAACAAUCUUGAUGUUUUUUUCUAGUAAUGUAGGACUCCUGUUAACCUCUCUGGGUAGCUUUCCGAUGAGUGAGACAUUCGGAGAUUGCACAAAAGAUUUUGUAUUUAUGGGAUUUUUUUCACUUCAGUAUUUAUAACUGUGUGUUUUCUGGCGACUGAGUGACAUCACAGUCAGCGUUCAGGUUAGUCUGAAUGAUUACCAGCCUGCGUGAGAAAUUCAAAAAGGAAAAAUGUUUCACUCUGCAUUUGAAACGUGAAGAUCGUACAGCAGACUGCGUUUAUCCUCAGGUAAACAGUGAUAAUGACUGUAUAGGCCAUAGAUCCAUUGAACGUAAUUACACAUGAGUUGUGCUCUUUUUGGACAUUUUGUGUAUGAAAUGGCUGUGCUGUACACUAUAAUUAUACUGCAUUUCUCUUA
Scatophagus argus is the source of this 3577-nucleotide messenger RNA. Its product is annotated as proton myo-inositol cotransporter-like. Gene Ontology annotation, molecular function: myo-inositol:proton symporter activity. Gene Ontology annotation, cellular component: membrane. The transcript has 12 exons. NCBI's taxonomy places the organism in Eukaryota, Metazoa, Chordata, Actinopteri, Scatophagidae. Gene Ontology annotation, biological process: transmembrane transport. The record is from RefSeq and is a predicted model, not a curated record. The coding region runs from base 16 to 2007 and encodes 663 amino acids.